AUGCCGUCCCCCGAGCGGGUACGGAGGUGUCCCCCGUGGGGCAUAAAUAACCCUACCGGCGGCGGUGCGAGGCACCACUGCCAGCGACAGGGACGAGCUCCCCCGAGGGGACACCCAGCACACAGGGAACGGCUCUGCCUCGCCCCACGGACACGGGGGACUGGCAGCCCCCGGCUCGCCCCCUGCCAGGGGGACACGGAGGAAGCCAAUCCCUGCCCCGUUAGUCAGCAGAGCCUCCCCGGACGCUGCGCGGGGGUCCCCGGCGCUUGGACCCCACCGGCCCGCUGCGCCCCCACCGCCGACGGAUCCCGGUCCCGAGCCUGCGUGCCAAGGGAGCCGGGCCGGUCCCUUCUCGGCCGCGCCGCCCACGGUGACACGUCCCCGGGCCGCGCGGCAACAGCCGGGCGGCAGCCCCCGCUGCUGACACCCCCUGCCGCCGGUACCCACCUGCCGCCGCGGCCCCCGCUACUGGCACCCCCCGCCGCCGGUACCCACCUGCCGCCGCGGCCCCCGCUACUGGCACCCCCCGCCGCCGGUACCCACCUGCCGCCGCCCGCCCUCCCGCCGGCUCCCUUUGUCCGCCCGCACCGCACCGCGCGGCCCCGCCCCGGAACUGACCUCACCCGCCCGGCAUGGCAGCCGCCGCCCCGGGCCGCCGCCGCCACCAGCCAGCGGGGGCGCAGCCAUCUUGGGAGCGGGCAUGACGCCAAGGGCGCGCCGCCAUCUUUGUGCGGGGCGCGCAGGGCAGCGAGGCAGGGGAGCCGUGAAGGCAGCAGCGCCAUCUUGGUGCAGGGCAACGUUUCAGGUCGCUGCAGCCCCCCAGCACCGUUCGCCGGCCCCAGCCCCGAUCGGGGCCAGCGCUGGGACAUGUCCCGGGACAGCCGAGCCUGGCAGCUCCGGACCCGAACCCCAGCAGCCAAAGGCUCGCUGCCCCCGCACCCUGCUGACGCACAGCGCGGCCCCAGCCCUCCCGUUGCUCGGUACGGCUCUCCCCGCCCGUGUUGCCGCUCGGCUGCUGCAGCCUCCCCGGCUCCUCCCAGGAAGCUGCGGCCGGAGCCUCCUGGAGGCGGGGGCGGGGAGCAUGGGCGCGGGCAUAGCCCCGGCGGUCGUGCCAGUCUCUCGCCGCGCCGGGGGGCCUGGCCCAGCUUGAUGUAA
Pogoniulus pusillus (Red-fronted tinkerbird) is the source of this 1155-nucleotide messenger RNA. RefSeq names its product basic proline-rich protein-like. The record is from RefSeq and is a predicted model, not a curated record. NCBI's taxonomy places the organism in Eukaryota, Metazoa, Chordata, Aves, Piciformes, Lybiidae. The transcript is spliced from 2 exons. Bases 1 to 1155 code for a protein of 384 amino acids.